This is a messenger RNA of Phaedon cochleariae (mustard beetle), 495 nucleotides long. Lineage: Eukaryota; Metazoa; Arthropoda; Insecta; Coleoptera; Chrysomelidae. The record is from the annotation of a GenBank genome assembly.
AUGUCUCACUCAGUAACGAUAACAAGGACUACAACAACUAGUACUACUUCAGCAAUCAUCCUUAAUACAGGUUACCUCAAAACAUGGCCGGGAAUACUGAAGCUGGCAGAACUUAUUCUGGGCAUAGUUGUAGUUGGUCUAGUAGGCUACUACUUCGAUAGAUACAUGUACUAUGCGAACACGCCCGAAGUAUUCUUCCUUUUGAUGGCGGUGACGUUCUUGAUAGGAACAUUUCUGCUCUUGACCUCGUGUCUGAUAUCAAUAUCAACAGCAUCCAUCAUCUCGAAAACUGUUCACGAAGUGGUUUAUCACGGUUUCGCCUUCAUUUUGUAUUUGGCAGCUAGCUUAACCUUUAUCAUUGAAGUUAACCACAGGAAACAACACUAUUCUAGAGAUUACGAACCUUACACUGCCGCUGCUAUAAUUGGACUGGUGAUUUCCUGCCUUUACCUACUGAGUACAAUAUUUGCGCAGAGGAGCUAUAAAGGGCUCUAA